AUGGCUGCGUACAACUGCAACUGUGACGGCCGACCGAGACUCCUCCUCCCCGAGUCGCGGUCCGAAGGAGACGAAGAGAUCGUUUUUCUUCACUGCAACGACGCGCAACAAGCCUCGAUGAUGACUUGCGACGGUUUGCUCUGCUUCACCGAACGAGAUCGUGUCAUCGUCUUAAAUCCAUCCACCGGACAACUCCAGCGAUUCCGCUUCGGCCCAAAUCCAGUGGCCUCCAAAAGUAAAAAAUCAAAACUUUCAUGUGUCAUGGGAUUCGGUAGAGACAAAGUUAGUGGGAGCUAUAAAGUAGUGAGGAUGUUCUUUAAUUCUAGCUUCCAUUGCGAGAUUCUUGAUGUCAACAUUGGUGAAUGGAGGAAACUGAGUCCACCUCCUUACGAGGUCGACGUGGGAACGGAGUCAGUGUGUGUGAACGGGUCAAUCUACUGGUUAAGACUUGGGCCGUAUUUCAAUAUACUAGCCUUGAAUCUUCACACACUAGAGUUUCACGACGUAUCGCUUCCAGAUACGUGUUUCACGUUUGAAUCCCAUCUAGUGAACCUUGAGGACCGUCUAGUCUUAGCCAAAUCGAAAACUUGGGGUGGAUGGGAACUAAUCAUAUGGAUCAUGGAUGCAGAAGAAGAAAUAUGGAGCAGCAUGUACUCCAUAAGUUUAGCCGACCUAACUGGUAACCCAUGGGAGACAACUUGGUUCAGGCUGGUGACAGUUUCUAAGUUAGGGGAUGUUGUCUUCAGUGACAAUCACAAGAGAUUGUACAAAUAUUACCAAGAAACAGCUGAGAUUCGUUGUCUCUCCUCAGAUAUUUGUGUUAUAUCUCCUUACCUCGAGAAUUUGGUCCCGAUUCGGUCAGAGUCAGGACGACGUGAUUUGUACCCGUAUAUCAGGACAUCUAGAUGCAGAUUUUUAGACAGCUGCGGGAUAUCCACAUGGAACCCAUCUAGGAUCUUUGAUAUUGCAUUUAUCAUACUAGUUGGGUGUGGGUGUAGCUUGAUGUACAAAAUAAUGGGAUAA
This is a messenger RNA of Arabis nemorensis, 1023 nucleotides long. The record is from the annotation of a GenBank genome assembly. Lineage: Eukaryota; Viridiplantae; Streptophyta; Magnoliopsida; Brassicales; Brassicaceae.